AUGAGAAAACUCAAUUAUCUUGGAAAAGAACUUUCAGUCACAUUUGAAGAGACAAAAGAAAGCAAAAAUCUUGAAAUCGCCGAAUUUGGAGAGUCGAAUAUCAGGAGCACUUGCAUUAUAUUUUCAGUUCCGUCAUGGCAAACGAAUUCACUAAUUAUCACACGGUCCCUGGAAAAGACUGUCGAUGACUUCUUGAAAAUGGGCAAUUACUGCUUCUUAAUACUUUUUAUCUCCGAAUUUAUACUUCUGGGUGGUGCUGGCAAUAUGAUCUACAUGAUUUUUGCUGCAAGCGCUCCACGGAUAUCUUGUCACGGUUCUAAUUUCACUAUAGAGAAUGUUUGUAGAAAAUAUCCAAAUUUAAGCUCUUUACCUGACUGUGAGCUGGAAAUACAAUACGAAUUCAAAUCCUUAAACGUAGAGUUUGAAUAUUACUGCAGCCAAGGACACUGGGUAAAAAGCAGUAUAUCUGUACAGAUGGGAGGUGUUAUGUUAGGCACCAUAUUUUUCGGCAUAAUGAGCGAUCGAUACGGAAGAAAACGGUGUCUGGUCAUAGCAUUCAUCAUCAGCGCGAUACUGAGCAUUAUUUGUUCAUACUCAACUUCUCUGAUAUACUUCACUGCGGCUCGUUCCAUACUCGGAUUCUUCAACGGUGGACUACUAGGCACCUAUGGUGUAUAUAAACUGGAGCACAUCCCGAAGAAACAUCGCUUCUGGGUAAUGACUAUAAUCGCUUGGGCACCAAACUUCAUAUUGCUCAAUGGUAUCGCAUACCUUGCCCACGAUUGGCGGACAUUUCAACGAGUUCUCGUUUUGAUCAGCUCACCAGCUCUAGUUUUAUUCUUUUUUGUUCAUGAGUCGCCUCGUUGGUUGAUACAGAAGGGAAGGAUUGAGGAAGCCAGAAAGGUGCUGCAACGAAUCCAACAAAUCGACAGGCAAAAGGAGACGAAAAGGGAAGAAAUGGAAAAAAUGCUUGACGUUGCUAGUCAGAAGAUGCAAGCUCAAGAAGAGAAACUAAAAAAUUACACGCCUCGUCAUCUUUUCUACACCAAGGAAAUGGCUAUUGCAACGAUUGUUUAUUGUGUAGGACUUUUCAUGGUAAGUAUGGUGAACUAUGGCCUGAUAUUCAACAUUGAAUCACUAGCUGGAUCGUUCUUCCUCAACUCAAUAUUGAUAGGCUCAAUUCGAUGGGCCAUAAACAUCGUUUUUGCAAUUCUUGACUACAAAAUUAAAUCCUUGGGACGCAAGAUCAUUCAUCUUAUGGCACAGUCUACUAUCGCUAUGUGUUUCUUGGUCAUAUCAUUGACUUUUAUUUUUGAUCUUGAUGAAAAAUAUGCGACUGUAAUUCGAGUUGCAACAAUCACUGCCAGUGCCACUUCAUCUCAGAUGUACAUCACCAAACAUAUCUCCGGCAUGGAAUUCUACCCAACGGUUGUCCGAAAUACUGCAAUGGCCUUCAAAUCAACGUUUAGCCGAGUUGGCACAGUUAUUGCUCCUUUACUUUUCCUUUUGCCAUGGGUAUCGGUGCCAUACGUCAUUCUUACCUUCUUCGCUGCAGCGGACGCGAUUGCAUUCCAAUUGCUAAUUCCUGAGACAAAAGGCAAACCGCUACCGGAAGACCGCUCGGCCAACUCCGUACAAGAAGUGCUCGCAUCACAAGUGAUGCGCACGGACGAGUUCCGCGUUGCGCAUCUGAAGAAGUGA
Molecule: messenger RNA, 1701 nt
Organism: Cylicocyclus nassatus
Lineage: Eukaryota; Metazoa; Nematoda; Chromadorea; Rhabditida; Strongylidae
Source: the annotation of a GenBank genome assembly